AUGCCCUCUCUCUUGGCCUCCGUGCCGACCAGCUCACUGUUCUGGUGGGCCACACCCAAGAACCUGACUGCCGGCCUGGUCGCCUAUCUUUCGUACGAGAUAAUCUACGCCUUGUACUUUUCGCCGCUGCGCAACGUGCCCGGUUCUUUCUGGGCGCGCAUUAGCAAAAUUCGGACGCUCAUUAGUGACAUUAAGGGCGACGAGCCCGAGUACAUCAUUGCGAACCAGGAAAAGUACGGCAGCGUGUUUAUGCUGGAGCCAUACAAAGUGGCCAUAUGCGACCCGAGCGAUUGCCGACUUGUGCUGAGCACGCACGCGUUCAGGAAGGACAGGCAGUACGGCAACAUUGAGUUUUUGGAGCCCAACAUGUUCCUAACCGUCGACCCAGAGCUCAACAAGCAGCGGCGGCGGCAAAUCGGCCCAGCGCUGGGAAUGGCGAGUCUGCGCAGGAUGGAGCCCAAGAUUCUGGCUGCCGGCGUUGUAACGUUGGUUGACAAGUGGGGAGCCCUGGCGGAUGCGGCAGAGAAUGGCGAGGCAAAGGGUCAGCUACUUUUACGACUUCUCGAUGAUGACAUGCACCGGCCGGUGCUGACCUCUGACGACCGGCGCAUUGUGCGCUGGGUUAACCGCGCCUUUACGCUGAUGUUCAUGGAGGCCAUCCUCCCUUUCCUCAAGCAUUCGCCUUUCAACCGCAUCUUGCGGCCGCUGUACCAAGACGCAAGCGAUUUCAUUACCUUUGGCAAUGCAGCAAUCAAGCAGCGCAAACAGGAGCUGGAGCAGAUCGAUGAGGCCCACAGCGAUGAGAAGCCAGCAGAUAUUCUGCAGAGCCUGAUUGACGCCGAGGAUCCAGAGUCCAAGGUUCGUAUGACUUCCGGACAAGUCACCUCAGAAAACAUCAUUACGCUGAUGGCUGGUACGGACACAACAAGCAAUACACUGUCUUGGGGUAUACACUUGCUUCUGCUACACCCAAAGUACCACCGGCGCGCUGUCGAGGAGGUGCGUAGCCAGUUCACGCCAGACCAUGUAAUCACGUUCGACGAGGCCAAAGCGAGGCUGCCGUAUUUGGAGGCAUGUGUGUAUGAGACUCUGCGCCUGCGUCCGGUAUCAGGGAACUUGCCUAGAAUCAUCCCGCGCGGCGGCGUCGUGAUCCAGGGGUACUUCAUCCCCGAGGGAUACUCGUGCUCGGUAUGUCUGGCCGGCGCCAACAUGAACCCUGAUACUUGGAAGCGCCCGCACGUCUUCUACCCCGGUCGGUUUGUUGACUGCGACUAUAACAAGCACCAGGUGCUGACCUUCAGCGCUGGUGUGCGAGUGUGCCCCGGAAGAAACCUGGCAAUGGUUGAAAUCAUGACGACCCUGGCCAAUGUGCUGAACCGCUUUGACCUGAGGCUGCCUGAGGACUCGCUGUUCAAGCCUGAUAUCCGCGACCAGCAUGGGCUUCCUAUCAUCAUGCCGCGCAAUAACGCAGUAACCUCUGCUCCGAUGUUCCCAGACCGCGACUGUAAUGUCGUUAUCAGCCGGCGCAAGUAA
This is a messenger RNA of Linderina pennispora, 1533 nucleotides long. Its product is annotated as cytochrome P450. Gene Ontology annotation, molecular function: oxidoreductase activity, acting on paired donors, with incorporation or reduction of molecular oxygen; monooxygenase activity; iron ion binding. The coding region runs from base 1 to 1533 and encodes 510 amino acids. The transcript is spliced from 2 exons. Lineage: Eukaryota; Fungi; Kickxellomycota; Kickxellomycetes; Kickxellales; Kickxellaceae. The record is from RefSeq and is a predicted model, not a curated record.